Molecule: messenger RNA, 846 nt
Organism: Blepharisma stoltei
Lineage: Eukaryota; Ciliophora; Heterotrichea; Heterotrichida; Blepharismidae
Source: the annotation of a GenBank genome assembly
AUGGCAUUCCUUCUAAGAAAAGGUUUUUCUACUUCCAUCAAAGUUCCAAAAACUUGCAACUUGGAUUGGCUUUUUGCCUCAGAAAAACAAAGCCCAAGCUCAAUAAAGCUUAUUGACUCUGUUCCUGCCUUUAAGUCGGAGCUCACUAAAUUUGCUCAAGGGGCAAUUUGGCAAAAAAACGAUAUAACAUUUCACAUAUUUAAAGAAGAAGAGAUUCUAAAAUAUCGUGAAAUUAUCGCUGAAUGCUUUACCCAGCACGCUUCAUUUAGAAAAUAUAUUGAUUUCACCUUUGAUGAAUUUAUCGAGUAUGAACUUCCUGAAUACCAAGAACAAUCCGAUUUCUUGAAGUAUAGCGUUGCUGCAAAGGUUGAUGGAAAACUAGCAGGAGUUCAAUAUAGCUCGUCAUGGGGCUCAAGACCUGAACACCCAAUUUAUAUGAAACCAAAUUCUAAAGAUGUAUGGAAGAAAUUCGAUAAUUUUGGAACCAUUUUGCAUGACUGCAUUCCUUUUGAUUUUCUCCAGCCUGACGAAAAAGGAAGAUUGCCUCCAGGAGCUUUAAACCCAAAUUCUGUACUCUAUUGGUCCAACGCAGGAGUUCUUCCUGCAUAUAAAGGGAAAAACUUGUCAUAUGACUUGAAGUUUCUUGGUGCUGCAGUGGCGUACUUGAAUGGGCUACAGUAUGCAAUGUCUGUAAGUUUUGAUUCAAGAUCUUCCUUUAUUAGUAAAAUCGGAGGAGUUUCUUUUAAGCCAAUUUAUUUAAGAGAUUUCGAGGUUGAUGGAGUUCGUCAGUAUCCAACUGCGACAGAAAACGACUAUGUCACAUGUUGUUUUCUGAAUUUAUCUUAA